This is a messenger RNA of Erigeron canadensis, 333 nucleotides long. Its product is annotated as nodulin-related protein 1-like. The record is from RefSeq and is a predicted model, not a curated record. NCBI's taxonomy places the organism in Eukaryota, Viridiplantae, Streptophyta, Magnoliopsida, Asterales, Asteraceae. The transcript has a single exon. The coding region runs from base 1 to 333 and encodes 110 amino acids. Gene Ontology annotation, biological process: response to heat; regulation of abscisic acid biosynthetic process.
AUGGCGGACGGCAACAAUGACAAUGAAAAACCAUCCAAUUCUGAGCUUAUGGCCAGUGCCAAGGUGAUAUCCGAGGCAGUGACUGGCAAAGAGACCGACACAGGGAAGAUAGCUGGGGCCGCUGCAGACAUCCUUGAUGCGGCAUCUAGUUAUGGCAUGGUGGAUGAGAAACAAGGCGUGGGGAAAUAUAUGGACCAAGCCGAGAAUUAUCUUCAUAAAUAUGAGACCUCUCACACUACCACAACCACCACAACCGACGAUUCUGGCAACAAGACCACCGAAACCACCACAACCACACACGCUGCCGUUCCAAAGGAUGAUGAUGAAAAAUGA